AUGCAAGCGUCUGUCUAGAAGAAAUUUGAUUGGUUAAUUUUCAUUCAGCGGAAAAGUUUGAAUGUUUACAUAUUCUUGGAAAGCAGAGACAUAAAAAAUAUUCGGGAACACUAAUUAGACACAAACAUGGAUUGUGAUUUCUUACGUGCUGAUCAGUUACUGCUGCCAUCAAAUGAAAAACACCGUUCAUUUAGCACCAGUACGCCCUUUCUGCAUGCUCCAGAACAUAAGUUACGUUCACUGUCAGUCAGUGUCUGCUCUACAACAGAAAAUGAUAGCGGUCUUGGUGCAUCUCUAUCAGAAUUUUCUGUCACAAGUUUUGCUAAUGCCACAGGAGCCUGUCCAACUAUAACAGUGUCUGUUUGCAAGACUCCCACAACAUGCGGAGAAAUUCCUUCAUUCUGUGGACCACACUUAGACAUUUGUGUCAGUCCUGUCUCUUCAAAAAGGUUUUCGAUUCGAAGGCUCGAGUCUGACUUUAAUUCACGAAAAAGUUUUUUGGCUCGCAGAAGCUUGGACUCAGAUUUCAGUUUUAGUGAAGGAGAUGACAGUUUUGAUGAAUGUAAUAGGACCUUGAACACAGACGAAAGCAAAGCUUCAAGGGCACUUAACAUAAGUAUUCCAAGAAAGUUGGACCUUGAUCUUAAUAUAUAUGACAGUAAUGAAGAUGUUUGUACAGAAUCCUCACCAUAUUUAUCUGCUCAACAUGAAUCUCAGUUAGCUUCGAAGUUUGAUGAAAUAUUGGAGAAGUUUUCACCGGUUGUGAGUGAUCGACUUAUUGGAAGGAAGAUGGGACGAGAGAAAGUUGAUAUCCUUGGAGAACUCAGUGAUAGAAGUAUAAGUUGUACAUCCACAAUAUUGUCUUUUCUGACUCCACAGGAUCUCUGCAGAAUGUGUAUAGUGAGCAGACAGUGGAAGUCUGUGUGUGAAGCUGAUAAACUGUCCAAUCAGAGAAGGAGAUGGUUUCUACGACAACACCAGGAAAUUUACAGGAAAAGAGGCAAGGAGAAUGCUGGGAAAAGAUCAGUUACACCACAGACAAGAGCAGCUGCUGUUCCCUUACAAGACCUACCAGUAUUACAGGAAUGUGUAGAUACCCCAUGUCAGGACAUUGUUAAAACCACUACUGAACAAUUUAUGGCAGUGGCAUCAAGUUUGAAGAACGACGAGAAACUUCAGAAAUGUCCACGGUGUCGGAAACCGGCAAAAGUACUGCCUGUGCAGGACCGAGGAAAGUGUCAAAAUCAUGACUGUAACUUUGAUUACUGUGUAAAGUGCCUUUGUGAAUUCCAUGGGUCUAAAGAAUGUGCACCUAUAGUAACAAAAAAGACGAAAACGGACGCAAUAGGAACUCGGAAAAGUAAAAAGAAUUUAAAAAGGUUAUGAUAGGGAAUUAAAAUGUCGCAUGAAGUAUUUUCAUGAAAAUACAGACCUGUGAUAUCUAAAGUACAGCUAGUCAUUCCAGAGUUGCCGAGGGUGUUCAAGACAAGACAAGUUUCUCCAAAUUGUUCACACCUUACAGACAGUGAUAACCUUGAGGAAUCUUAUUGAAACAGUAUUACAAAUUCAUUUUAAUACCAGAAAGUGUUCAGAUAAUUUUUUUUAUGAUCAGUGCAUAUACCGAAUGUGUUCAGAGAAUCUACUAUUUUUAUAGCAAUGCUUAUUAGUUCAGAAUGGUUUAAAAAUUUAUUUUUUUAAACCUUUGGUGCCAUAUCAUUUUAUAUAUUUAUUUACAGUAUUCCUUUAAAAGGGCUGAUUUUAGAAUAAUCUCUUUUUGAUUUAUUUUUUAGCUCGACUAUUCGAAGAAUAAGUAGAGCUAUCCUACUCACCACGGCGUCGGCGUCACACCUUGGGUUAAGUUUUUCGUACCAGUCCACAUUUUGACAAAGUCUUUUGAGAUAAAGCUUUGAAACUUUCAACACUUGUUUACCAUCAUCAUGGCCAGUUAUAGGCAAGAGCACAUAACUCCAUCAAGGAUUUUGGCUGAAUUAUGGCCCCUUUUGACUUAGAAAUCAUGGUUAAGUUUUUCGUACCAGUUCAUAUUUUGACAAAGUCUUUAGAGAUAAAGCUUUGAAACUUUCAACACUUGUUUACCAUCACCAUGUCCAGUUAUAGGCAAGAGCAUAUAACUCCAUCAAGGAUUUUGGCUGAAUUAUGGCCCUUUUUGACUUAGAAAUCUGGGUUAAUAUUUUGUACCAGUCCACAUCUUGACAAAGUCUUUUGAGAUAAAGCUUUGAAACUUUCAACACUUGUUUACCAUCACCAUGUCCAGUUAUAGGCAAGAGCACAUAACUCCAUCAAGGAUUUUGACUGAAUUAUGGCCCCUUUUGACUUAGAAAUCAUGGUUAAGUUUUUCGUACCAGUUCAUAUUUUGACAAAGUCUUUUGAGAUAAAGCUUUGAAACUUUCAACACUUGGUUACCAUCACCAUGUCCAGUUAUAGGCAAGAGUACAUAAUUCCAUCAAGGAUUUUGGCUGAAUUAUGGCCCUUUUUGUCUUAGAAAUCUGGGUUAAUAUUUCGUACCAGUUCAUAUUUUGACAAAGUCUUUUGAGAUAAAGCUUUGAAACUUUCAACAUCUGUUUACCAUCACCAUGUCCAGUUAUAGGCAAGAGUACAUAACUCCAUCAAGGAUUUUGGCUGAAUUAUGGCUCUUUUUGACUGAGAAAUCUUGGUUAAGUUUUUCGUACCAGUUCAUAUUUUUUGUAAAGUGUUUGACAUAUGGCUUUGAAACUUUUAUCACUUGUUUAGUAUAAUAGUCUCUAUCUGUAGGAAAGAGAACAUAACUCUGUCAUCUAUUUUGGCUGAAUUAUGGCCCAUUUUGGACUUUGAAAUUGGUUCUGUUUCCAUACAAGUCCAUGUUUGGCAAUAUUAUUUGACAUAUGGCUUUUAAACUUUGAACACUUGUUUAUCAUUAUGAUUUCCAUCUGUAGGCAAGAGUACAUAACUAUUUUGACUGAAUUAUGGCCCUUUUUGGACUUUGAAAUUGGCUCAUAUAUUGCCAUUUAGUGCAAGACUUAUCGAAAUCAAAGUAAUACAGGAACAUUGUUUGUCUAAUCUAUUUAUUUCUUUUGUCUGAAUAUCCGUGGAAAUAUUUUGACACCAUUCUUCAAUCAAUUCUUCGAAUAGUCGAGCGCGCUGUCAUCAGACAGCUCUUGUUUUAUUCAUUCUUAAACCUUAAUUGAUACAGCUUAGUACUUUUUUAACAGACAGUAAAGUGAUGCUGUUGAACUGUCAGUAGAAAAUUGGUUAAAAGUGCACAAAAAACAAGGGUGUCUUUAGAUGUCCAUUAGUCAAAGUCACAACAAUUCUACAUAGGGUGGCAUUAGUGCAAGAGAUCGAACCAUGAAUGCUUGAGUCUGUAAUUAAGUCUUCAGACUCUAAAGUUUACUUAAGACCUCUAUUAUUUAUAUUGUUAAAAUUCAGGCCUCGAUCUUGACGGUAGCCCGAGGCUACCAGUUUUUCAGACGGACUACCGAAUUUUCCAAGCUGGGUAGUCCGUCGGGCUACUAAGUUUUCAAACAUGUUAAUAAUAAAAGCGUGAAGUUUCACCAAUUUAUCUGAUGUUUCAUUUUAAAUGACAACAAUAUUUUCGGUCCGCAUAACUUUUUCCGAAAUUUAAAUCCCUUAAUUUUCACAAUAAUUACAAAAAGAACUUCAUGAAUCUGAAAUGUACAUCCUAAAUACUAGCUUUCGUAUAUUUAUGCAUGAAUUGAUGACUUCAGAUUUGCAAUAUAUAAAGUAACUUUACAAAAUUCAGAAAUUGCAUCCCUAAAAAUUACCUGGAUUGAAUGGAAUUUACCCGCGAAUCGUAAAGAUAUCAAAACGUCAUGCCAGUAAUUUUCCAUUCCACGAGCACGUGCGACCUAUCGUUGAUGUUACUUAAAUGUUUAUCGACACGUACACAAAAAACGCUUGUAGUGCAUUCAUUUUUUAAUAUAAUCGCUUCAAAUUUUCAGCACCGCUUUAGAAAUAAUACAGUUUGAAUUCUAUAACGAUUUUAAUAAGAUGUCGACAGAAAUGUAGGCAAAAUUCUAUAAAAACGAUCGAAGUUUCAUACAAUUAUUUGUAAAAUUUCAAACAGCGCGAUCUUAAUUAUUUAUUUAUUUCUAAAAGUAAAUAAAUAAUACAUACUAUGGUCAUAAGAUUCAGACUUUUGACAAGAAAGUACAAAAAAUGAAUAGGUUACGGGACCUCGUGAACGUAAAUAAAAACAAUGAUUGUUUUAAAAUAAAGCAGUAUGAUGUCGCUGUGGUUUUUAAUAAGUUUAAUAAGUAAAUGAAUCUUUGUACAUGUCUUUUUUGACUCGACACUAUGUCAGAUAUUCUUUUCAAACAAUAAUGUAAAUUCCUUGAGGGCAAAUAGGUCACAGAGGUAGGAUAUCUACUAUUAUCGUUUGACACAUUUACCUGUCAGUUUAUACGGGAUAUUGCGCAUUCGCUUUUAAAAAAAUUUAAAGAAGAUACUUUUUUACUGAUUUCGUCUCAGCAAUUUAAAGAACCGAGGCCGUACGAUCAGACAGUGAUGUGUCACAUGGCGCGAAAAGAUGACGUAAUACCAUGACAAUCUCGGGCAACUAAACCCCUUUGAUCUCCGCUUUAGAUGCCAUGAUACCGACACACUUCUUUUAGCUCUUUGAGGGGGGUUUAAUUGAUGAUGAAAACAAGGCCAAUUACUUGUUUAUCAACAGAAUAAUUACCGAUAAUUGUUAAUGUUUUUUUUCCGCUUUAAACACGGGUGGGUUGAUGAUGAUUAUAGACAUUAUUGUGUCCACGUCGCCCCGGAGGUCUGUGAUAAUAGGCUACAUUUACUUGAUCAUAAUGCAAAAAAAACAAAUACCGACCUACCGACCCUACUUUUUUUUGGCCAUGCCACUAGAAACACAACAUUUUUUGGGGGUGGGGGGUGGGGCUAACCAGGCUGAUCCAUUAUUGCAGUUAAAUUUGAACAGCUACACUAUAUUUUAAAGGUCCUGGCUAAAAAAAGUAAGUUUUAGAAGGGUAGUGCAAAUUUGAACCCUACGCCUGGCAUAUAACUAGAUACUGGUAUAGGUCUUACUUUUUUUCUACAGUUUUCUCCCAUAAUUUCUGUCUGCUAGUUACUUGAAUAUUGUAACAUGGUUAUCCACUUACGUUGGCUUAGCCUGCCCAUGGAUAGUGUGGGUAGGUUUGUUGCCUACCAUUUAAAUAACUGAAUGUUGAAUCAAGCAUAAACUAAAAUACAUCAUAUUUAUAAACAAAAUGAUUUCGGGCAAUUAAAAAUGUUGUCUGGCAAAUGGUUUUCUUAACUUACUUGCCUGAAAGGACAAUUGCUGAAAAAAAAAAUUAAGGUGAAGACUGUAAUAUAUUUUUCUCUUUUCCAAAACGGGACUACCAGAAACCUGGUCGGGCUACUUGAUUUCACAAGUUGGUAGCCCUGCUGGCUACCAGCAAAAGUAGGUUAAGAUCGAGGCCUGAAAUUGACAUAGAUUUUAAUGAAACAUUGCAUGAAUAUGUAUUCAAACAUGACAGACCAAAAUCUCAGCAAAAUUUCAUACACAGAACAAAUACACUAUAACUACAAGCAAAGUUUAAACAAAUUUAAUUUUUGCAGUGAACUAUUCAAGACUAAAGUUUUGAUGAAUAUGACCCCAGGAGCUGCUCAUCAAACAUAAUCUUUAUAUUAUACAUAAAUAAACAUGGGCAUUUUCACUUUUAAUAACAAAAAGGCAGUGUUGUAAAUCUUACUUAAAAAUAUAAAUGACAAGACAUUUGAUGGAAGUGCAUGCAGAAACUGGUCAGAGUUUUAUGUUGUAAUGUUGCAAUGAUGUUUUAUAAUAAAAUGCAUGUUUUAUAGCAAUUUUUUAUAAUUUUAUAAAUAUGUAUAGUUUAUAUUGAAUAAAUUGUAAAAA
Messenger RNA from Mercenaria mercenaria, 5887 nucleotides. RefSeq names its product F-box only protein 5-A-like. The transcript has 5 exons. The record is from RefSeq and is a predicted model, not a curated record. NCBI's taxonomy places the organism in Eukaryota, Metazoa, Mollusca, Bivalvia, Venerida, Veneridae. Bases 127 to 1386 code for a protein of 419 amino acids. Gene Ontology annotation, cellular component: nucleus. Gene Ontology annotation, biological process: negative regulation of meiotic nuclear division; regulation of mitotic nuclear division. Gene Ontology annotation, molecular function: protein binding.